This is a messenger RNA of Penicillium chermesinum, 192 nucleotides long. RefSeq lists its product as uncharacterized. The record is from RefSeq and is a predicted model, not a curated record. NCBI's taxonomy places the organism in Eukaryota, Fungi, Ascomycota, Eurotiomycetes, Eurotiales, Aspergillaceae. The coding region runs from base 1 to 192 and encodes 63 amino acids. The transcript has a single exon.
AUGGUUGAGCGACUCGACAAGAACAAGAAUGUAGACGAGGACAACGCGUUGGAUCAGAAGACGGAGGAGAGCGAAGGUGUUGGGCUAUGCGGGGAACGGCGCGACCGAGAGGACGCGCAGAAGCAGGAAGAACACCAGUCCUACCUGCACACAGAAGACUGUGGAAUGGUCGGGUUCAGCAGAUAUCUUUGA